AUGCGGCACCGGACCUGGAACUUUGACAUCGACCUCCUCCUCAACCCGCUGGUGCCGCCGCCGCCAUGGCGGUUCCUCCCCUACCCCGUCGCCCGCUUCUUCGGCUACCGCAAGGAGAAGCCGACGGAGACUGGCAACCUGAUGCCCAUCUUCUGGGCCUUCCUCGGCAUCUUCUGUUCCCUGCUCGUCAUCGAGGCCGUCUCGAAGAGGGUGCCGUCGUUUGAGGCCCGCGGCGCGCCCGUCCUGGUCGGCUCCUUUGGCGCUGCCGCCGUGCUAGAGUUCUACGCCAUCGAGUCGCCGCUCGCGCAGCCGCGCAACUCCGUCGUCGGCCAGAUCAUCGCCGCCGUCGUCGGCGUCGCCGUCACGAAGCUCUUCCAGCUGAGCGACCGCUUCCACGAGCUGCAGUGGAUCGGCGGCGCGCUGGCCUGCGCCUCGGCGACGGCCCUCAUGGCCCUCACCAAGACGGUCCACCCGCCCGCCGGUGCGACGGCGCUCCUCGCCGUCGUCGACGCCAACCUCGUAGCCAUCGGUUGGUUCCUCGUUCCCGUCAUGAUGCUCGGCUGCGCGCUGAUGCUCGCCGUCGCCCUGCUCGUCAACAACAUCGAGCGGCGCUUCCCCAUGUACUGGUGGACGGCCGAGGAUCUGCGCCAGACGAAGCCCGUCUUUCUCAGGCGCAAGGACGACGAAGCCGGCACCGACGAGGAAAAGGCCGACGACGGGCACGCGAGCCGGGGAACGGAGACGAGCGUCGAAAGCAACGAGCAGCCGCCGCCCGAGCGGGUGUCGCCACGGCCUGGUCCGGUGUCGAGCCUCCACGCCGGAGAAGUCGUCAUCAAGCCGGGUCAGGUCAUCGUUCCCGAGCACAUGUUUCUGACCCAGGAGGAGCUGCAGCUUCUCGAGACGAUGAGCUACAGGUUAUGA
This is a messenger RNA of Drechmeria coniospora, 921 nucleotides long. RefSeq names its product HPP family protein. The transcript has 2 exons. The coding region runs from base 1 to 921 and encodes 306 amino acids. NCBI's taxonomy places the organism in Eukaryota, Fungi, Ascomycota, Sordariomycetes, Hypocreales, Ophiocordycipitaceae. The record is from RefSeq and is a predicted model, not a curated record.